CUUCCACUCAGCACCCUUCAGGUCGACACUAGACAUCAUGGGCCAAAAAAGGCAGCGCGACUCAAAAAGCUCGACCUUCCACGCUAAAAAGCGGAAGAAGGCCGAGAACGCGACGGCAGCUGAUUCGGACGACGGCUGGGAUGGUAUCGUCGGCGCGGACGAGCUGAACUGGAAGGAAGUAGCUCUACCUGAUCGUCUUGAGGAUGCUGGAGGAUUUUUUGGUCUGGAAGAAAUCGAAGGUGUUGAUAUAGUGCGAGGUUCGGGCAAUGGAGAGGUUAAAUUCAAGGCCGUUGUUGGGAAACCGAAGAAGUCUAUUUUGAAAAAGAAGGCGCCAGAGGAUGAGAAACCCGAAUACGAUGAGGAGUGGUCAGGCUUCAGCGACGACGACGACGCGGACCGGCCAGAAAACGCUUCCUCACCCGCCGUAGAGAAACUUGAAAAGUCGGACACGAAGGCGGACAAGAAGAGCGAGAAGGAGGCCAAGGAUGCAAAGAAGAAAGAAUCUAAAGCUGCGAAGAAGGAACAGAAGGAGAAAGGUUCGGCAAUUCAGCACGAUACGAGCAUUAAUGCCGGCCUUUCGUUUGCCGCUCUUCAAGAUACGGAAGAAGAUGAUGGAGCCGAUGUCUCUGCUUGGGACUCGUUGGGUCUCUCUCCCGAGAUACUCACUGGCCUGUCCAAGAUGAAAUUUGCCUCUCCGACAUCAGUGCAGGAGGCUUGCAUACCUCAGAUAUUGGAGGGACAUGAUGUUAUUGGAAAGGCUUCUACAGGUUCCGGAAAGACGCUGGCAUUCGGUAUUCCCAUCCUUGAACAUUACCUGGAGAAGAAGCGCGAUGAUGUUAGUGCAGAGAAGGGAAAGAAGUCAGAAAAAGACUCGACUCCAAUCGCUCUGAUCCUGUCACCCACCAGAGAGCUUGCUCAUCAGUUGUCGAAGCAUAUCGGGGAGCUGAUCGCCCAAGCUCCGGGUAUUAACGCACGCAUUGCGCUUUUGACUGGUGGACUCUCGGUGCAAAAGCAGCAACGUCUACUGUCCGGAGCUGAUAUCGUGAUCGGGACACCGGGUCGAGUGUGGGAAAUUUUGAGCACUGGGCAAGGGUUGAUUCGGAAGAUGCAGCAGAUCAAAUUCCUUGUGGUCGACGAGGCCGAUCGCCUUCUGAGUGAGGGUCACUUCAAAGAGGUUGAAGAGAUUUUGAACGCUCUGGACCGUGUCGAGGAUGGCGAGGUUCCUGAUGGUGAGGAUCAAACAUCGGAAGAGGAAUCUGAUCCUAGCUCUGAAAGACAGACAUUGGUCUUCUCCGCCACCUUCCACCGUGAUCUGCAACAGAAGUUGGCUGGUAAAGGGAAUUGGACCGGAGGAGAUGUUAUGGAUAAGAAAGAAUCCAUGGACUACCUCCUGCAAAAGCUGAACUUCCGGGAGGAGAAGCCCAAGUUCAUCGAUAUGAACCCCGUCUCGCAGAUGGCUGACAACCUCAAAGAGGGGAUUGUCGAAUGUGGUGCCAUGGAAAAAGAUCUCUUCCUCUAUACACUACUUCUAUACCAUCCCAAACACCGGACACUCGUCUUCACCAACUCGAUCUCUGCCGUCCGUCGUCUCACUAAACUCCUUCAGACUCUCCAACUCCCAGCCCUGGCCCUUCAUUCAUCUAUGGCCCAAAAGGCACGACUUCGCUCGGUCGAACGUUUCUCUUCACCCUCAUCCGAUCCCUGCACCAUCCUAAUCGCCACUGAUGUAGCGGCCCGCGCAGAUGCCUACGUUCACCGCUCCGGCCGUACAGCUCGUGCUGGCGCAUCCGGUAAGAGCGUCAUUAUCUGCGGACCCGACGAGAUGAUCGGUGUCGUCCGUCUCGCUGCCAAGGUGCAUGCGAAGACAGCGAAUAGCAAAAAGCUGCCGCUGGAAUCAUUGGAGCUGGACCGUCGCGUCGUGUCACGCGUCAAACCCCGUGUUAGCCUCGCCAGCCGCAUCACGGAUUCUAAUAUAGCCAAGGAGAAGAUCUCAGCAGAGGACAAUUGGCUGCGCAACGCCGCGGAGGACCUGGGCGUUGAGUACGACAGCGAGGAGUUCGACGAAUCCAACGGCAAAGGGCGUGGUCGCGGCCGUGGUCGUCAGCAGAAGCAAAAGGAGGUAGGGAGCGUUAGUAAGGCUGAGCUGACGGGGUUGCGAGCGGAGUUGAAGCAGCUGCUUUCCCAGCGGGUGAAUGUGGGCGUUAGCGAGCGGUAUCUGACUGCUGGGCGUGUGGAUAUCGAAGCAUUGCUCCGUGGGGAAGGCAAUUCUUCAUUCCUGGGGCCUGUCGAUCCACUGAACUUUUAAGCUGUAUUUAUAUAC
Aspergillus novofumigatus IBT 16806 is the source of this 2320-nucleotide messenger RNA. It is a transcript of the gene mak5, whose product is annotated as ATP-dependent RNA helicase MAK5. The record is from RefSeq and is a predicted model, not a curated record. Gene Ontology annotation, molecular function: RNA helicase activity; ATP binding; nucleic acid binding. Lineage: Eukaryota; Fungi; Ascomycota; Eurotiomycetes; Eurotiales; Aspergillaceae. The transcript has 4 exons. Gene Ontology annotation, cellular component: nucleolus. The coding region runs from base 38 to 2305 and encodes 755 amino acids.